Cryptomeria japonica (Japanese cedar) is the source of this 1599-nucleotide messenger RNA. Its product is annotated as abscisic acid 8'-hydroxylase 1-like. Gene Ontology annotation, biological process: sterol metabolic process. Lineage: Eukaryota; Viridiplantae; Streptophyta; Pinopsida; Cupressales; Cupressaceae. Bases 1 to 1464 code for a protein of 487 amino acids. The transcript is spliced from 9 exons. Gene Ontology annotation, molecular function: oxidoreductase activity, acting on paired donors, with incorporation or reduction of molecular oxygen; monooxygenase activity; heme binding. The record is from RefSeq and is a predicted model, not a curated record.
AUGGAUUUCUUUAUGUUAGCAAUUCUGAUCAUUGUGGGAGGUUUUAUGGUUGUGAGACUAUGGUAUCAUCCAGUUUUCUUCAGAGGGAAGAAACUGCCUCCAGGCUCCAUGGGAUGGCCAUAUAUUGGAGAAACAUUGCAGGUCUACUCAGAGAAUCCAAACAUCUUUUUCUCUGCUAAACAGAAAAGAUAUGGUGACAUAGUGAAAACGCAUAUUCUAGGAUGUCCUUGCAUAAUGAUAUCAAGCCCAGAGGCUGCAAAAUUUAUUCUCGAGAAGAAAGCUCACCUUUUCAAGCCCACUUUUCCUUCAAGCAAAGAGUGCCUUCUUGGCCCUAAUGGUCUGUUUUUCCAACAAGGAAAACACCAUGCACGCCUCAAAAAAACUGUUGAGUCUUCAUUCCAGCCAGAGGCUAUUGCAGGCAUUGCUCCAGACAUUGAGAGCAUAGCUCUCCAUAACUUGAACUUGUGGGAGGAUCGCACCAUUAUUACUUUUCAGGAGAUGAAAAAGUAUUCUUUUGAUGUGGCAACUCACUCCAUAUUCAAUGGAGUAAAUGAUGGAUCCCUCGAAGAUCUCAACAAAUACUAUCGCAUUUUGGAGAAGGGUUACAAUUCAUUUCCCAUAAAUUUCCCUGGAACUCGUUAUAACAGGUCCAUUAAGGCAAGAAAGAAGAUUGGCUUAAUACUGAGAAAAAUAAUGGCAGAGCGUUUAGCGAAUAGGAAUGUGACUCACAAGGAUCUACUAGAGUCAUUAAUGGUGUUCAAAGAUGAAAGUGGCCAACCCCUAGCGAAUGAACAAAUAGAGGACAAUGUAGUUGGUGUUCUGUUUGCAGCACAAGAUACCACAGCCACUGUCCUCACAUGGCUCUUAAAAUUCUUGACAGAUUAUCCAAUGCUUCUGGAGGCUGUGACGGCAGAGCAAAAGGCCAUUAAGGAAAUUAAGGGAAACAGAUCGUCCUUGACACUAGGAGACACGAAGAAAAUGUUCCUGACAACCAGAGUUAUCCGGGAGACAUUGAGGGUAGCAACUGUGUUAUCCUUCACAUUCAGGGAAGCUGUUGGAGAUAUUGAGUACAAAGGGUACUUGAUUCCCAAGGGUUGGAAGGUAAUGCCAAUCUUCAGAAACCUCCAUCAUAACCCAGAAUUUUUCCCAGAUCCCCACAAGUUUGAUCCUUCCAGAUUCGAGGUGCCUCUGAAGCCAAAUACUUUCAUGCCAUUCGGUAAUGGAGCCCAUUCAUGUCCUGGGAAUCAACUGGCAUUUACAGAAAUGCUCAUUUUAAUCCACCAUCUUACUACCAAAUACAGGUGGGAAACAGUGAGGAGUGAGGAUGGGAUUGAACAUUCUCCCUUCCCCAUUCCUAAGCAAGGACUUCCAUUAAGACUUAUCCCUAAAUCUUUGACAACUUCAACACAGAGCACCAUCUCACUGGAGGUGAAGCAGAAAUGGGCAAAGCCUCGCAUAGAGUAGAACACCCAUUUCUGAUUAGCAUAUCUAUCGUUUGAGGAAAAACUUUGAAAGCUCCAAUAACUUAAAAGGCAAUGCAUUUACACAUAAAGAACUUGUAUUUCAUACCAGCUGUUGUUCUCAUCUCUUUAUCUUACA